Ipomoea triloba (trilobed morning glory) is the source of this 656-nucleotide messenger RNA. RefSeq names its product pollen allergen Che a 1-like. Lineage: Eukaryota; Viridiplantae; Streptophyta; Magnoliopsida; Solanales; Convolvulaceae. The coding region runs from base 40 to 564 and encodes 174 amino acids. The transcript is spliced from 2 exons. The record is from RefSeq and is a predicted model, not a curated record.
UAAAUAAUAAUAACAUCAAAGAUAUAAAAUUGUAAAAAAAUGGCAAAAGUUCAAUCUGCACUCCUCAUCGCCGCUGUCAUUUUCUUGGUCUCCUUGCUCGGCGUCUCCGGCGCCAAGGAAGAAAAAGUGUUCCGCUACAAGGUCACCGGAACAGUUUACUGCGACGUUUGCCGCGCCAAAUUCGUUACCAGAGUCGCGGAAAGAAUGCCGGGCGCCAAGGUGAAGCUGGAGUGCCACAACACCACCGACGGGAAGACGACCUACAGCCUGGAAGGCGAAACCGACGCUAACGGCGUGUACCACCUGGAAGCGGAGGGUGAUCACGACGAGGAUGAAAUCUGCGGCAUCAAGCCGUUGAAAAGCCCGAAAGAAGAUUGCAGUGAGGUUAUUAAAGACAUGUGGGCAAAAGAAUUCACAAGAGUCAGCCUGACCGCCAAUAACGGCAUGGUCACCGGUAUCCGUCAAGUAAACCCUAUCUUGUUCCUCAAGAGCAAGCCCAUUGCUGUUUGCUCUGAAGUGUUCAAGGAAUUGCAUUACAUCCCAGGAGAAUACCUCCAUCCUUGAACAACACAAGACACCACAAAGAUCAUAUCCCAGUUUUACUAGGCUCAGAAAAUAAAUAAUCCAGUAAUAUUUCAUUGAGAUUUUAGGAAAUA